Molecule: messenger RNA, 914 nt
Organism: Lycium barbarum (goji berry)
Lineage: Eukaryota; Viridiplantae; Streptophyta; Magnoliopsida; Solanales; Solanaceae
Exons: 6
Coding region: 1-867 (288 amino acids)
Source: RefSeq, a predicted model, not a curated record
AUGUCUUUGGUUCUAAAGGAAAAAUAUAACAUUCCUGAUACUGCACAAGCAUGGGCUUUCAAAGCAAUUCAAUCUGCUUGGAGAAAGUAUAAGAAUUGGUUGAAGAAAAAACACUAUGUACCCUAUGCCAAUGACCAACUUCGAAUGGAAAACAGGCCCAGAUAUGUUCCACAAUCUCAUUUUAUGGUUCUCCUUGUGUACUGGAACUCUGAAAAAUCUCAGAAAAUGUCCAACACUAACACAGAGAAUCGCGAAAAGUUGAGGUAUCCGCAUACUGUUGGCAAAAAAAGCUUUGCUGUAAUUCGCGAGGAAAAAAAGAAGAAAGGUCCCGAUGCUGUGACGAAUAAAGCCAUCUUUGUGGCUACAAGAAAGAGGAAACCUGGUCGAGUAUACAAGGAAUCAUAUGAAGAUACGAUUAGGAAAAUAGCUGAAAUGGAAAGAAAAGAAACUCAAGAAAGCGAAGAUGGAAGUCAAUCAGUUGAUGCAUUUGCCGCAGUUAUGGGACCUGAUCAUCCGGGCCACGUAAGAUUGUAUGGGCGUGGGGUUACCAAAACUAUCUUGAAAGGGAAAGCGGGAGAUUCGGGACCCUCUUUAAAUAGUAUUGAUGAACUGAUGAAGCAAAAAAUGGAGGAGAUGGAAGCGAGGAUGCAAAAAAUGCAGGAAAAAUUCGAUGCACAAACGGAGGUGAUGGAACAAGGUAUUACAAUGAAUGUCAUCGCACAACUUCAGCGUCUAAACCCAGACUUAGUACUUGAUCCUAGCAUGCUAAGAUUCAAUUUUCGUUCGCGAGGAGAAGCUGCUAGUAGUAACAACCAAGGUGUUGAAAAUGAAGAAAUGAAAGGUGAUGAUCAGAGUGAAGACUUCUGAGUCGCUUCUCUUUUGCUAGAUCUUUUGGGAAUGAUCUUUUGCUAGAU